CUUAUCAACUCCAAGCUUGCCCAAGGAGAUUUUUAUACAGCGCAAGCUGAAAAGCUUGAGGAAACAAAGAUAUUACCAUGGGCAAACAUGGUGCCAACACUGGCAAGGCCUCUAAAAAGGUCAAGCCCAACACACCAAGCAAGAAUACCUCAGCGCAAAGCCUGCCGUCGUUUGACGAAAGCGCAUUGAGUGCUCUCACAGACAAGAUUGAGAAGGGAUUCAACAAGGGAGCGAGCUCCGAUUCAGCACAGAAACCUGCGAAGAAAGACAAGAGCAAGCCGAAUGGAGCGUCUCACUCGAAAGAUACCGCUCCAGGAAAGAAGCGCGACGCUGAGGGCAAUGUGAAAACACCUACCAAGUCGAACAAGGCUACGGAUCGCAAGCCAAAGCAGGCUGAAGGUGGUGCAGCGGCAGAAGGUUCGGCUAGGGAUAUCCUUCUGCAAGAAAUCCUUGCUCUUGGAGGAACCGAGGAGGACUUGGAUCUACUCGACGGCGUUGAGUCGGACGACGAAGAUGUGGAAUUCACCCAGCCCAAGGUGGAUGAUCCUAAAUUCGCAAAAGAGUUCUCGAAGUUCGUUGCUGGGCUCGGAAUUGAAGGCCAAACCCAGGUUGAUGCCAGCGACUCUGAAGUUGAGGCAGACGAAGUGGAUGAAGACUCAGAUGAGUGGGAAGAGGAGCCUGAUACGCCAAAAAAAGCGCCCAAGAAGGCUGAAGAGCCAGUCCCACAGCUAGUCCAGGCGCAAGAUAAUAAACAAGACAAAAAGACUAAAGAUGUCAACCGCCUAAUAUUCGAGGCGCGGCCAGACUGGCAUUCGGCACCAUUGGGCGAUCUUCCAACUCCUGAACUUUCCGACGUACCUGCACACAGAGCCAUCAUCGAAGAGCUCAAGAAAUAUGCGAAGUCUUUACUGGAAGCCGACAGCAACCUCUACGCCUCUAAGCAUCUCUCAUCAACAUCGUCUCACCGCUUUCUUGCCACUAUCAUGGCUUCCGGUACAUUGGACGAUAAGGUUUCGGCCUUAACGUUGGUGAUUCAAGAGUCUCCUAUACAUACCACCAAGUCCUUUGAGAGCCUUCUUGGCCUGGCGAAGAAGCGCAGCAGAGGCCAGGCUGUCACAGCGUUAGGCGCCUUGAAGGAUUUGCUUGGUGUGGGCGUUGUGCUGCCAGCUGAUCGCCGAUUGAGGACCUUUGCCAACCAGCCUGGACUUCUCGGCACUCUUCAGACCGAGUUCGUAUCAAACUGGAGAAGCCAAGAUCCGCUCCCUGGCAACAUCACCAAGGCCCAUUUAAUUUCAUGGGCAUAUGAGGAUUGGUUGAAGGAGAUCUACUUCGAAAUUCUGCAAGUUCUUGAAGGAUGGUGUGCUGACGAGGUCGAGUUCGCUCGAGGACGUGCGAUAACCUACGUCUACGAGCUAUUGAAGGAGAAGCCCGAGCAAGAAUCCAACUUACUCCGCCUCUUGGUCAACAAGCUGGGAGAUCCAGACAAGAAGCUUGCGUCUAGAACGUCGUACCUUAUCCUACAACUGCAGACGACGCAUCCUCUCAUGAAGCCAAUCAUCGUCUCUUCUAUUGAGACCGAGCUUUUGUUGCGCCCGCAUCAAAGCACCCACUCAAAGUACUACGCCAUCAACACUCUGAACCAGACCAUCCUUAGCGGCAAAGAGGAGGGAGUGGCCCAGAGGCUUCUGAAGAUUUACUUCGACCUCUUCGUCACCCUCCUGAAAAAGCCACUGCCACCAUCUGAUGCACCUGGCCCUGUCAUGAACAAGAAGGGUCAAGUCCAAGGUGGGGGUGGGCAAAAGGGAAAGAAGGCAAUGGAGAAGGUGACCAAAGAGGAGCAGGCAAAGUUAAGCAGUGAGGAGACGACCGAGAAAAUGAUCUCUGCUGUCUUGACUGGUGUCAACCGUGCCCUCCCAUUCUCCAAAUCAGACGACGUCACUCUGGAGAAGCACAUGGAUUUGCUGUUCAAGAUCACCCAUUCUUCUAACUUCAAUACGAGCAUCCAGGCCCUGAUGCUCAUCCAGCAACUCUCAUCCACAAAGACUAUUGCUGUGGAGCGCUUUUACCGAACCCUGUACGAAUCGCUGCUGGAUCCUCGACUGAUCAUGUCGUCAAAGCAUGCGCUCUACCUCAACCUCCUGUUCCGCGCCCUGAAGUCCGAUUUAGAUGUCAGGCGCGUAAAGGCGUUUGCAAAGAGACUCCUCCAAAUCAUCACACUACACCAACCGCCAUUUAUCUGUGGUGUCCUCUACCUGCUUAGGGAGCUGGAGGCUACUUUCCCAGGCCUCACCACGAUGAUAACUGAACCAGAGGUAUCUGAUGACAUGGACGAAGAAGUGUUCAAGGAUGUUCCCGAGACCGAGACGGCCGCCGCCGAGGCUGCAACCCUUCACGAGAACCUUAUGCACCCCGACAGAAUCCCGAAACCUGCACCAAAGCAAGGCUUAUACGACGGACGGAAGAGAGACCCUGAGCACAGCAACGCUGACAAGAGCUGUCUUUGGGAAUUGACACCGUUUAUUACCCACUUCCACCCCUCGGUGGCUAUGUUCGCUGACCGUCUUUUGACAUCAGCCGUGAUGCCCGCCAAGCCCGAUCUCGCCUCCCACUCCUUAAUAUCCUUCCUCGACAGAUUCGUCUACCGCAAUGCCAAGGCAUCCGCGGGUGGCCUCAGGGGUAGUUCUAUCAUGCAGCCUCUCGCUGGCGGAGAGAGCAGCGGAGUCCUGGUUGCCAACCGCGCCACGGCACAGGCUCACCAGCCAGUCAACUCCGAAGCCUUCUGGCGCAAGAAGGCCGAGGAUGUUGCUGUUGACGAAGUGUUCUUCCACAAGUACUUCAACCAAAUCGGCAAGGGCAAGGUGUCUAAGAAGGGCAAGCCCGCCAAGGCUGCAGGAGAUGGAAGCGAUGACGAAGACGAGAAUGAGGAUGAGAUCUGGCAGGCUCUGGUCGACUCUAGGCCUGAGGUUGAAGGUCCUAGCGACGAUGAGAGCGAUCUUGAGAUGCUUGACUUGGACGAUUCUGGUGAUGAGGGCUCUGAGGGUAGUGAUGCCAUGUGGGAGGACGAUGAUGAGGUGGAUGUCGAGGGCACGGACGAGGAAGAGCAGGGAUCUGAAGGUGAAGAGGAGCCAAGCCCAUUCUUGGAUGAGGAUGAGCUGGAUGAGGGUGAGGAUGAAGAUGAGGAUGAUCUGUUCAACAAGGAGCUAGAGACCAACCAGAAGAACCCAGAGGCGAAGGUUGAUGGUACGGAGACGGGCAGGGCCAAGAAGAAGAAGAUGAAGAGCCUGCCAAUGUUUGCUUCGGUGGAUGACUAUGCUGAUAUGAUGGGAGGAGACGAGGAUGAGGAUAUGGGUUAAGUUGUGGCGGAGAGCGUUAUCAAAAGUAUAGAAUCUAUACAAUAGAAGCAUGU
Pseudogymnoascus verrucosus is the source of this 3406-nucleotide messenger RNA. RefSeq lists its product as uncharacterized. Lineage: Eukaryota; Fungi; Ascomycota; Leotiomycetes; Thelebolales; Thelebolaceae. The transcript has 3 exons. Gene Ontology annotation, cellular component: nucleus. Bases 78 to 3353 code for a protein of 1091 amino acids. The record is from RefSeq and is a predicted model, not a curated record.